This is a messenger RNA of Colletotrichum fioriniae, 2199 nucleotides long. RefSeq lists its product as uncharacterized. Gene Ontology annotation, biological process: endoplasmic reticulum unfolded protein response. The record is from RefSeq and is a predicted model, not a curated record. NCBI's taxonomy places the organism in Eukaryota, Fungi, Ascomycota, Sordariomycetes, Glomerellales, Glomerellaceae. Gene Ontology annotation, molecular function: protein binding.
AUGGCCUCUGAAGCCUCGUCUUCCACCGCGCCCUCUGCGCCAGAGGCUACUUCUGAACACCUGUCCGUAAACCUGCAGGUCUUGUCGCCAUCCACCGCUGCCACGUCUAGCCGACCCUUGGUUUUCCCUGGUCUCGCGGCCACCACGACCGUCCGACAGCUCAAGGAGAAAAUUCGACAAGCGCUUCCUCUCAAGCCGACUGAUGCCCAGCAGCGAUUGAUCUACCGGGGUCGGCCUUUGGCGCAGGAUGGGGAUACUCUCUUGACCGUUCUCGGUGAGGAAGUUAUUCGCACUACCGACCAGCAGACGAUUCACCUCGUGCUCCGAGACGUCGCAGAACCGCAUCGCUCCACGACUCCGACACCGGCACUUGCUCGAGGGUCGAGCCCGGCGCCGCCCGCUGCCCAUUUUCCAAGCCCUUUUGGCACCACUGGCCAGCCCCAACACGUCCAUCACCAUGGCAGUCAGCCUACGGCUGCGGCCUUCACCAGACGAACGCCUCUGCACCCGACGUCGAAUCCUAUGCCGUUCCCGGCACCACCCCAAAUACCGGCGAACCUGACUCUGCAGCAGCUCCAGCAACUGCAGGCGCAGCAGCACCAGAGCAUGACGGCAUGGAUGAACGGACUUCAACGCGAGGCCAUGAACAGGGCCAUGGCCCACCAGCAGAUCAAUCAGAACCAGGCCAUGAGAGCGUCCAUGGGUAUGCAUGGAGUUGGCGACACACCGGCGGCCGUCCCCAAUCCUGCGGACCCCACUCGUGGACGGGCCAGCCCGCUUAGCAAUCCUGACGGGCAUACGUAUGUGCGAGAGGGCCUCAUGCCGAACGGACAGACAUAUCGCGUGACGGUCAACGAGACCUUCCUCGGUGGCCAAUUGAAUGUCCAGCAACCGGGCAGCCAAGGUACCUCGACGCCGCUGUCCACUGCUGACGUCCAGACCAUCUUGAGGGCAGCUGACAGCAAUCAAGCAACAUUGGCGAUGACCAACGCGAUGCAGAGGAGCGCCUCAAGCACAUCUCUUGCCAAUGGAGGCUCAUCUAUUGGCGUCACUACUCCUUACUACCCAACCCCUGGAUCCAGAGCCAGCAGUAGGCGGCCUACCCCUGACCCUACCGCUCGCUCAGUCAGCGGCGGCAGCAGACAUUCUACCAACGCUCAACAGCAAGCACCGUCCGGUCCUGAAGUGUACAUCUUGUCUUCGCCUCAAGGCCCUCGUGCUCUAUUGAUCAACAAUGCCACGGACUCGUACUACACUCCAAGAGGGCAGCCUCACACUACCUCAACUCUUCACCAGACCGCAUCUGCGCUUGCAAGAAUGCGAGGUCGCCCUCAACAAGUCGCCUGGCCAGGAGCUUUUGUGGCUCCACCGCCCCAUCACGAAGAACAGCAACCGGCACAUCAAGCAGAAACACAACCGCAGGUGCAGCAGCAGCAACCCGAGGCGCAACCACUCAUGCAUCAGCCUCAGGGGCAGCCGGCCGUAGCAGCAGUGCCAGCUCACCCUAAUAACCCAGGUAUCGCUCCGCUGAUUGCACAAGUGUGGCCUCACUUCUGGCUGGUGGUCAGGCUCGCCCUCUUUGUGUGGUGGUUUACUUCGCCCAAUGCAGGCUGGUCAAGGUGGAUCACUGUGAUUUCAAUCGCGAUCAGCAUCUUUGUUCUAAACACUGGACUUCUAAACAACUACUUUGACCAGGCGGUGGGGCCAGUCAGACGUCAUAUGGAGAACCUGCUACCCCUAGCUGCGCCGAAUAAUGUCAAUGAGCCUGUCCGUCCCCGAGAAGACCAGGCGGUGGUUGGACGCGAUGGUCAACCUGAUCCGACACGAGCAGCUGCCAGGCUGGUAGCUCAGCGCAGACACGACAAUGCGAACUGGUUGAUGGACCAAGUGCGGCGGCUCGAGAGAGCUGGUCUUCUCUUCCUGGCUAGUAUUGCACCAGGUGUUGCGGAGCGCCACAUUGCUCAUCUUGAAGCCGAGGCCCGCGCCGAGCGUCAGAGAAGGGAAGAAGCGGAGGCUGCCGCAGCCGCUGCGGCUGAGGCUGCGGCGAAUCCUGAAAACACGGAAAUCCAGAAUAAUGACGAGACAAAUGAGACUUCAGGACGCAACGAUACAGAGGAGGGUGAGAACGAGGCUCAGAGAGAAACACAUGGGGGAGACCAGCGGCGAGCGGAGGAGCAGCAGCCGUUACUGGCGCUGUAA